AUGGCUCGACAGCUCGAGCAUACAACAUCUUCUCACACUCUGAUCAGCGAGAUGGACUACCCUGGUGGACGCCCGCCCGCCAACUCAAUGUCGAUGGUUGGCAUUGCCCUCAAAGCAAUACUUAUCUCCUGGACCAUUGCUAUGGCAGUCAAGAUGCUGCGACGACCGGACAUUAUCUGUCGGCUGACACAGGUGUGCGCCGCAAUUCCCUUCUUACAUACUGUCUUCUUUGUUCUCUAUCUCCUCGGCGGCUUCUUUCUGGAGGCCAUUCACGCCCGACGGGCACAACUAUCAACGGAAACAAUGAUGUUUUCCACAGACCUGAUCUUCCCUGUUGUCCUCGGCGCUAUCUCAGAAGCCAGAACAUGUAUCGGACAGAAGCUCGCCAGGGAUCGCUUGUUCUGCAAAUGGAUGGGCUUUAUAAUAGCGUCUGUUGUCGCACAGACGGCGGCCUUCAUGCGCACACAAACAAAAUCGCCUCAUGCUGCAGCAGAGGUUCCACCCGACUCUGUCCAUCUUGUCAAGGUUCCGUACACUCAAUGGUAUGCCAUCUUAGACGAAGAAGCCACCGAACAAGCGAGACAAAAACUCAUCAACAGCUCUCCCAGCUUCUGCGACUGUGAUCGCCUAGCCCAAGACACGAUCAUCAACCUCGUUGUUCAGGACAUCCAAAAAUUCGAGACGCAGUUCAGUCACGUCUACACCACCAAAAAAGCAUUUCUCAUUGCAGCUGAGUCUGUAAAGUUACAGUUCACGACCGACUGGUUCGAGAUAUACCCGGUGCGAUUAGUUUCUCCUCCACCAAACCACACUGAGGUCACAACCAGAAUCUUCGCCAUCUUCAUCACCUUUGUGGUGCUAGUCACUCUCGGAUUCGGUCCUAUCACGGAGGUAGCCUCUUCGCUCCCCAGUGCUGUGGCACCGGCGCCAGUGCCAGCGGUUGAUUACAGAGAAGCAUUAGACUUGGAGGAACCACGGAUUCAGCGAGCGAGCGAUGAAUCGAAUACGUCGCAACGACGCGCAAGCAACGACUCUGGUUACUGGAGUCCUCCUAAAACUCCUGUUGACAAGAACGAUGUCUUUCCAGAUGUCAAGCAAAUGAAGCUUGCUUGGUAA
Molecule: messenger RNA, 1116 nt
Organism: Lithohypha guttulata
Lineage: Eukaryota; Fungi; Ascomycota; Eurotiomycetes; Chaetothyriales; Trichomeriaceae
Exons: 1
Coding region: 1-1116 (371 amino acids)
Source: RefSeq, a predicted model, not a curated record